This is a messenger RNA of Contarinia nasturtii (swede midge), 1639 nucleotides long. RefSeq names its product nicotinamidase-like. The transcript has 5 exons. Bases 254 to 1354 code for a protein of 366 amino acids. The record is from RefSeq and is a predicted model, not a curated record. NCBI's taxonomy places the organism in Eukaryota, Metazoa, Arthropoda, Insecta, Diptera, Cecidomyiidae. Gene Ontology annotation, molecular function: calcium ion binding.
GUUCACCGCAACGCACAUGUUUGUUUUGAGUUGUCGCAUGGAUUUAGUUAUAAAUUUUUGGUCUCGUACUUAUUUUCGUUAGCAUUCGUUUUGUUUUGCCGUUGUUUAUUAUAAUCGUUUCUUUACUUCCAUUUGACAUUGAAACCCGAUUUUAUGCUAUUCUUCAUUUAUGUGGUGUUAUUAAAGACGUAUUCAAUAGAAAAGUGAAUCGACACAUAUUUUGAUGAAUGUUUUAUUCGCACGCAUUUUAUAAAUGAAAAUGUUUUACGCACCGAAAUUUAUUGAAACAGAUGAAAACGAUUUAGUUGAUCAUGAAACACUGUUGGACAUGGACGUGUGUUUCGCGGCAUUUGAUAAAGACGGUGAUGACUUAUUGUCGUUGCCUGAAUUUAUGCUGAUAUGCCGUGCCCUAUUCCGAAAUGACAAAGGUCACAUCUAUGUCGUUCCGGAUGAACAGUUGGAACAAAUAUUUUCAGUUUUUGAUAAAAACGAAGAUGGAUUCAUUGAUCGCGAUGAAUUUCAAUUUUGCUGGAACCAUUGGAUCAAAACAAUUGUUCGACCAAUAAGUGCAUUUUUGCUUGUUGAUAUCCAGAAUGAUUUUAUAAGCGGUUCCCUAAACAUAAGCAACUGUAGCGCACAACACAAUGGAAAUGAGAUAAUCGAACCCAUCAACCGUUUAUUGGACAGCAUCGAUUUUGACAUGGUAUUCUAUUCAUUGGACUGGCAUCCCACUGAUCACAUUUCAUUCAUUGAAAAUUUGAAAAUGCGUCCACUCCAUAGUAGCAGUCCAAUUGACGUGCAUUCGGCUAAAGUCUACGACACUGUCAUUUUUGAUGGUACACCACCAAUCAAGCAACGUCUUUGGCCACGCCAUUGUAUACAAGAUUCCUGGGGUGCCGAAUUGCACAAAGAUCUCAAAGUAUUGGAGAAUUCGGUGAAGGUGUACAAAGGAACAAAUCCCGAAGUCGAAGAAUAUUCAGUUUUUCGUGAUAAUAAAACUGUAUCAAAAACAUCAUUAAAUUUACUACUGAAAGAAAAAGGCAUCACUGAUAUAUAUGUGUGCGGAGUUGCGUACGAUGUUUGCGUUGGUGCAACAGCCAUUGAUGCCAUUUCCAGUGGAUAUCGAACGAUUUUAUUGGACGAUUGUUCUCGCGGCGUCGAUUUGAAAGACAUUGAAUCUGUCAAAAAGACGAUUAUAUCAACUAAUGGCGUCAUUAUUAACUCGAAACAAGUAAAAGCAAUGGUUGAAGGCAGAGAUCGCCGCCCUGAGUUGGGAUUGAAACUUGCAAUGGAACUUAAAAAUGAAAAUUCUGAGCUAUCGCAGAGAAUCCACAGCAAAAUCACCAAUUUAUAAUUUCACUGCGAUCAGUGAAUUGUUGAAUAUUUUUAAAAUAUUUCUUGUAAACAACUCUAAAACCUCAUACAAAAUUGUGGAUAAUGCAUUCCACAAAAACGGACUCUGAAUGAAGAAAUUCGUCAUGCUUUAUACUUAAAAAACACGGCACGUAAAUAUGACACUCUGAAAAAUGAGUAUGUAUAUUGUAUAUUCAAUAAAUGGCACCUCAAACGUGAUAUAAUUCACCACUUGGUAAUUUAACACCAUGAUGAAAAUAAAACAAAAUUAUUUUGCAAACAAUAA